UUGGCCAGUUCUCCCGCCAAAGAAAGUGUCCUGAUUGAUAGAUUUGGUGUAAAUUGUGUCAGGAGAUUUAAUUUUCUUGUUGCUAAUUCAUCUCUUCCUGUUUUUGGAUUCGAAAUAUUUCCGUAACGCAAAAUAUUCUUCUAUUGUUAAGAUGUGGGACAGUAUGAAUGAUGGUGGUUUUGGUAAAAGCCGUUUUGAUCAAUCUGCUGGUGGUGGUGGUUUUCUGAAUACAUCUUCUGCAACUUCCCCAGGUGCUGGUGAAAAACGAAAAGGUGAAAGAUUGACAAAUGUAGUGCCUUGCACAAUAGCUCAGGUACUACAAAUGCAAGAAGCUGAUGAGAAUCUAAAAGUUGGAAGUCUUUCAGCUAAAAUUAUUACAUUUGUGGGACUCGUGCAGACAGUGGAUGUCCAAACUACAAAAGUCACUUACACGAUUAGUGAUUGUACAGCUCCACCCAUUGAAGUUCAAAUUUGGACUGGUGAAAAUGAAGAUAUGAGUAAGAAAGCCAGCAUCAUUCAAGAAAAUACUUAUGCUCGAGUUACAGGAGCAGUCAGAUCUCUGAAGGGAAAGCGUUACGUUGUUGCAUUUAAUAUUGUACCUAUCAAGAAUGCCAAUGAAAUAACUAUGCAUAUUGCUGAAGUUAUUCAUACAUCUAUAUCUGUGGCUGUUAUGGAUAAGCAG
Molecule: messenger RNA, 682 nt
Organism: Stegodyphus dumicola
Lineage: Eukaryota; Metazoa; Arthropoda; Arachnida; Araneae; Eresidae
Gene: RPA2
Product: Replication protein A2
Biological process (GO): double-strand break repair via homologous recombination; nucleotide-excision repair; DNA replication
Cellular component (GO): DNA replication factor A complex; nucleus; site of double-strand break
Molecular function (GO): single-stranded DNA binding
Source: RefSeq, a predicted model, not a curated record